AAAAAUGAACAGUGGUAUUAGGCGCGUCAUAGAUACAAAAUCGCUUUAGGUGUUCUGUUUCUGUUGUUGUUGCUUAAACAUUCUGUGUUUAACCGGCUAAAAUAGUCGUUCUCAUGUGUGCAAGCCUCCAGAAUUUAUUUUUUCAAGCUGAAUCUCCAGUAAAAAGGAAGAAGCAGAAAGUGAAGGAAAAAAAAGGAGCUCGCUGACCAGAAUUCCGUUUUAUGGCCAUUCUAGAUUGUAGCACAUUUGCUAGGUGAACCAAAUAAUUUAGCUUCCAUUUCCCCUUUUUUCUUCUUCCAGGAAACAAGCUGAUUCAUUUGCUAAGACAAAGAACCAUAUAUCUCAUAUUGAGGUGGAAAGCAGACUUUCCACGAUGGCGACUGAACCUCUCCAUGACAAUCUGGACAAUGUCGCAGCAACCGACGAAAGUGAUUCCUCUUCCCAGCAGCAACCCACCGUGUACAACUACGACCUGAGUGGUCCACAGUCCAAAGUUCUUUCCCCAGCAAACCAAGAAAGCACAUAUCUGCUUGGUGGAGUCACUGACCCUGGGUUGUGCAGUAACAAAAGCAGCCUUGGACAAAACCAAUUUCAGAUUUCUCCAGGGGGUAGCCCUGAGCACCGCCAGAUAAGAUCAAAUGGUGCUCUUCACUACAUAAGCCAGAUGCUGAUGGAAGACGCCGACGAGAGGGUCGACAUAUGCCAAGGGGAGGCUGCUCUCCAGGAUGCCGAGAAGCCAUUUCGUGACAUUCUUGGGGAGGUAUGCGCAUCGGCUACUAACUGGCCGCCAGACGACUCUGAUAAGAGUGGGACCAGCCACAAGAGGCUCUGGAGCACUAGCUUCAGUAAUGACUAUUCCAGUUACAAUGUGUUACAGCCCUUAGCAACCCCAUUGAGUCCAUAUAUCAACAAUAGGAGUCUUUUUCUACCAAACCAGCCGUUCACAAGUGUUGGAUGGACUUCCGGAUCUGGCUUCCCUGCCUUGCAUUGUCAAAGAGGUGUCGAGGAGGAAAAGAUGUUUGCUGCAAGUAUUGUUAAGCUGGUGAUACAUUUAAAGAACGACAUACUUUAUAUUUCCCAACUGACUACAAAGGCAAAAGUAGGAGAAAUGAGCGAAAACACAAUCUUUGAGGUGACGGACCAAAGGGGCUGGGAUACCUUUCAAGGAAGGAGCAAUAAACAUCAUGCCAUCACCACUUGUGCAAUAAUUCGAAAUGAAAAUUUUGACCGAGUUCUGCUAUGCUAUGGUCAGAAGAGUUUCGAUGGAAUAACAAGACUGCGAGAAAGGAUGGCGGGGGAAGGAAACAAAAACUCGCUGAAAAGCCGGAGCAAAGGGCAUCAGAAGCUAUGGGUUAGGAAGCAACCGAGGAAAGAGUUGGUUGAUCUCAGGACUCUCCUCAUCCAUUGCGCAGAAGCUGUGGCAAAAGACAACCACCUGUUGGCCAAUGACCUCCUAAAGAAGAUAAGACGACACUCCUCAGCAGAUGGUGAUUGUACUCAGAGACUGGCAUUUUACUUGGUGGAUGGCCUUGAGGCACGCUUGGCUGGAAUUGGGAGUCAUGUUUAUCGCAAUCUCGUGGAAAGGCGAACAAAUACCACAGAUUGGCUAGAGGCUUACAGCCUUCUUCUUGAAGCUUGCCCUUUCAAAAGGGUGUCAUACAACUUUGCCAACCAAACUAUUCUUGAUGUCUCGCAAAGGCAACCAAGGGUGCACAUCGUUGAUUUUGGCAUCAGCUUCGGCUUUCAGUGGCCAUCAAUGAUUCAGAGGUUUGCACAGCGAGAAGAGGGAGCCCCUAUGCUUCGGAUCACAGGUAUAGAAGCUCCCCAGCCAGGUUUUCGCUCCUGCGAAAUGAUCGAGGAGACAGGGAAGCGGUUAGCUGAUUAUGCAAACAUGUUCAACGUACCUUUUCAGUAUCAGGGCAUUGCCGCUUCAAGAUGGGAGACCAUUAAAAUUGAGGAUCUUAACAUUGACGAGGAUGAAGUUCUCAUAAUCAACUGCAUAUUCCGGAUGAAGAAUCUUGGUCAUGAAACCGAAUCCAUAAAUAGCGCAAGGGAUGAGGUGCUGAAAAUUAUGAGGAGGAUGAACCCAAAGGUGUUUAUUUCUUGCACCAUGAAUGGUUUACACAGUUCUCCCUUCUUCAUACAACGAUUCAAAGAGGUUAUGCUCCAUUACUCUUCAAUGUUUGAUAUGCUUGAUGCAAAUGUUCCACGGGAUAAUGAAGCAAGAGAGAUGAUUGAGAGGAUCAUAUUUGGGCGGGAUGCACUUAACCUCAUAGCAUGUGAGGAUGCAGAAAGGACUAGGCCAGAAAGUUACAGGCAGUGGCAAGCAAGGUUUCUCAAGGCUGGGUUCCAGCAGAUUCCUGUCGAUCAAGCUGUCUUAAAGAAAACAGUACACAUGAAGAACUCACUUUAUCAUGAGGAAUUUUUUGCUGUUGAAGAUCGCGGUUGGCUGCUACAAGGAUGGAAAGGGAGAGUAUUUUAUGCUAUAUCGAAAUGGAAACCUGAUGAUCAGUAAGACUCGAACAGUUUUUCAAGUGCACAAACAUCCAUAGGCAACUUUACCACCUCUGUAACCACUUGCAUGAUUCUCAACACAAUGGGUCUAAAUUGCUGAACACUGUAAGACAUAUAUUCUUUCGUCAGAUGAGCAUUGGGAACUAGUCCCUUGGAAGAAGAUGGGAUGGCGAAUAAUGUUGACAUUCAACAUGUUUUGAUUUGGUCCAACUGCGCAACUACAUAAUCAUAUGUAGCAAAAGGCAACUGUACGUACUUUGCUUCUGUCAUCUCUACUCUUAUAAAAAACAGAGUUGGUGAUGAUGGUGUGCCUGCCAUCCUGCAAUAUAGGUCGUUCGAUUUAUAUCUGACGGAUAGGAAGGAAACUAUGGCAAUUUUGCAAAAAAGA
This is a messenger RNA of Triticum urartu, 2902 nucleotides long. RefSeq names its product scarecrow-like protein 30. Lineage: Eukaryota; Viridiplantae; Streptophyta; Magnoliopsida; Poales; Poaceae. The record is from RefSeq and is a predicted model, not a curated record.